Closterium sp. NIES-67 is the source of this 2873-nucleotide messenger RNA. The record is from the annotation of a GenBank genome assembly. NCBI's taxonomy places the organism in Eukaryota, Viridiplantae, Streptophyta, Zygnematophyceae, Desmidiales, Closteriaceae.
GCCAGCACAAAUAAAAACAUCUCCUCCGUUCGUUACCCGUGAUUCUAAGGAAGAUAGAGCCUGCCCGCCACCGCCUCGCCCAAGCGUUAGUCAUGCUGCUGGGGAUUACUCUAUGGCGGCGAUAGAGACGAGACCACGGUCGGACAACGAUCACCUAGAGCAACGCUUGUCCGUUACGAGUCAAAUGACGCCACUUGCACCCCGCCCACACUCAAGUAGCGCUCGCUAGCAGCAGGGAGGGAGGUCCAACGGAAUGGCUUCCCAGCUCCCAGUCGCAGCAGGAAGAAGGCAGUUCGUACAAGCAGUGUAUAAUGCAGCGUGAGCAGUAGAAUGCGGGCCGCUGAUGAGUUUUAGAUACCUUUCGGCGGCUGCCAAGUAUAGCCGCUGCUCGGCGGUAGAGAUAGAGGACUGCUUCAGAAGUUCCUUCCGAGAUGGCUUGACCCAAAAGUCUGCUCGGCGGUACAGUAGUAGAUCAUUGUUUACAAACCUGAAGUUCCGAGCUGAAUAUCCGCACCGUCAAUCGAUGACAGCUCUGCCGAAUAUCGGCUUCUUAGUAGCAGCUGUUUCUUCUGGCGCUUAUCCGCGCUAGAGAUCGCGGGAACAUGCGGACGGGGGAUCGUGUGAUAGAGACGCGUAGAGCCUCGGAGGAUCCUUCGAAAGAGCCUUCUCGAAGUAGGGCGAUCGACUCCCGCAAGCAGCAUCAGCAGCAGCCGAAGCAACAGCAGCAGAAGCAGCAGCCGGCUUGCGUGCAGGUUAAGGUCGGCGAGCUAGAGGGCUUUAGCAGGGCGGUAGUGGACGAGCUAGGGGGAAUCAGCAGGACGAAAGUUAACGAGCUAGGGGGAAUCAGCAGGGCGGUAGCAGACGAGCUAGGCGGCGUUAGCAGGGCGGUAGCGGACGAGCUCGAGAUCGUACGCGAGGAGAAGCGGAGCCUCGAGAAGAGCCUCAAGCUCGUGGUGGAGGAGCGCGACGCACUGCUAGAGCUCGCGGCGAGGAACGUCGCCGUCGCGGCGAAGAAAGAGAAAGAGCGGACGAUCAUAACUCGCGAAGCCGUUUUCGAGUCGACGCAAUCACCUCCGCACCCAACGGGUGCUAGUAAGGUCGGCGAAUCGCUGGCCGCGACGGCAGACCGUGCCGGGAAAAGCGGCGGGAGCGCGGAGAGAGCGCUACAACGGCGGAGCCGUCCGCACUCUGUCGAGCGUAUCCCGAGCGAAAGUGGCGACCGGUCGUUGCGGCGGUCGGCGGAUGGCCGUCCGCAUUCGGCGGAGCGCGGGCCGCGGCGCGCGGAGAUCGCGGAUGGGGAAACGGCGGACUGGAAGGGCGGCGCAAGCGCGCUGAUUGCGCUGGCCUUGGAGAAGGAGAGAGAGAACAAGUGGGAGAUGGAGUACCGCAGAGAGAUACGGAAUGGGGAGGUGGGGGGAGUGGAUUCCCCGCGGGGGCGGGAGGAGGACCAGGCCAAUGCGCGGGAGUGGGAGGCGAAGCGGGAUUUUCUGCGGGAGGAGCGGAAGCGGCAGCUGGGGCGGGAGAUGGCGAAAGUGAAGGGGGCGGCCGGUGGGGGGGAGAAGCCCGGACAUAUCCAGGAAAAGCGCGCGGUUGAGAUGGGUCGGCAGGACCAGAAUCAGCUUCACGGGGAGGCGCGGAGGGAAUGGUCUCACGGGAAAGUGACGGAGAGCGCGGAGAGGCGGCGGUCGGUAGAGAGGGCCAAUGCGAAACGGGAGAGCGAUCGGGAGCAGAGGAAGGGGAGGGAGAGGACGAGGGAGAGGGAGCGGGCUGAGCAGCGCGAGAGAGAGAAGGAGCGGAGCGAGGAGAGAGCGAAAGAUUUGCGAAGGGAGGCGGAGCGGCGAAGGGAGCAGGAACGGGAGAGAGUGAGGCACCUGGAGCGGGAGAAGGAGCGGGAGGAGGAGAGGGAGCAGGAGCAGAAGCGGGAGGCGGAGAGGGAGAGGGAAUGGUGGAAGGAGAAGGCGCAGGCGGAAGCGUGGGAGAAGGAGUGCGAGCGCCUGAGUGAGGAGGUCGAGCGCCUGCACGAGUUGCUCCAGCAGGCGAGGAGCGAGCUGGCGGUCGCACGGAGGAUCGACGCGGGCGCGGCGCAGGCGGGGGGGGAAUCCGCGGGAGCUGACGUGGCGAAGGAGCUGGAGCAGACGAAGCUGCGGCUGGCGAAGGUGGAGGCGGAGCGCGGGCAGCUGGCGAGCGCGGUGGAGCGCAUGGUGCUGGAGAUGGCGGACGCCGUGCGCGAGCAGGAGCAGUUCCGCGAGGCGCUGCAGCACACGAGCCUGGAUACCAUGCUGCUGUCGCACGCGCUGGGGUCGGUAAAGACGCUACAGUCGACAGUGCAUCUCAUGCAACAACAACUACAUAGGGAAGCGCUCGAGAAGGCGACUCUAGCAGAGAAACUCGCAAAGCUUCAGUCGCAAAGAAGUCUGGAAGCUGUCAAGCAUCAAGCUUAUGCCUCGAGCAUCCACUCCUUGCUUUCAUCACUGAUGCUCCGCUUCAACUUCGACCGUGACCCGCUCAUAAGGAAUGCAUUGGAGGAAGCCAACCGCACAGCUCACAACAUGGCAGAUACCGCAUCACAGCUGCUGGAAGCAUGCAACUCUGCAGCUCCAUCGAACCCUCUCAAUGCAGCAUCUAACCUCUAUCGGCUGGGGCCUCUUGGCCAUGAGAGUACUCACUCUCUGGCGACUGUGGUCCCCUUGCCCCUGUCAGAGUCAGCCCCGGCACCAGACCAUGAUGCAUCAGCUUUGCCCAAGAGGUCUCAAAAGCGGACAGUUAUGUCGGCUGCGUGGAAGCUACUGAUGACUCACGGAUCUAAAUAAUUGCUGCUAGAUGAGCUAUUGGGGUUGAGCUAGCUAAGGAGAGAACCUGAUUUGCCUUAGCAC